Messenger RNA from Ictalurus furcatus (blue catfish), 843 nucleotides. It is a transcript of the gene cryba1l1, whose product is annotated as crystallin, beta A1, like 1. The coding region runs from base 4 to 627 and encodes 207 amino acids. The transcript has 5 exons. The record is from RefSeq and is a predicted model, not a curated record. Lineage: Eukaryota; Metazoa; Chordata; Actinopteri; Siluriformes; Ictaluridae. Gene Ontology annotation, biological process: lens development in camera-type eye; visual perception. Gene Ontology annotation, molecular function: structural constituent of eye lens.
AAGAUGUACCGAUUCAGACGAUCCAACAUGUAUCCCAUGAUGCACUCUGGCAUGGGCAUGGCUCCAUUCUUUAAGGUGACCGUGUUCGAGCAGGAGCACUUCCAGGGCAAGUGUCAGGAGUUCACUUCAGAGUGCUGCAACAUCCAGCAGUGCGGCUUCGACAACAUCCGUUCCAUCCGCGUGGAGAGUGGAGCCUGGGUGGGUUAUGAGCAUCAUGAUUUCCAGGGACAGCAGUUUGUCCUGGAGAGAGGCGAAUACCCUCACUGGGACUCCUACUGCGGAAACCUGGCCUACCACGUCGAGAGAUUUAUGUCCUUCAGGCCCAUCUUCUGUGCUGCUCACCAGAGCAGCCGCAUGAUGAUCUACGAGAAGGAAAAUUUCCUGGGUCGUUGUACGGAGCUGUGUGAUGACUACCCCUCUCUGCAGGCUAUGGGCUGGUGCGGCAUAAGAGUGGGCUCCAUGCAUGUGCAGUGUGGCGCUUUUGUGUGUUACGAGUUCCCAGGCUACAGGGGCAGGCAGUACAUCAUGGAGUGUGAGAAGCACAAUGGAGACUACCAGCACUGGAAGAACUGGGGCUCCCACAGUCAGACUCCUCAGAUCCAGUCCAUCCGUAGGAUCCAGCAUUAACAGGGCAGCUUCUACCCCCCACACACACACCACUGACCACUCAGCCUCCCACCACACACACCUUACACACUCCUUGUUAACAGCAGUAACUCACUACUGUACCACACACACACACACACUGUACAGCCAUCCUGUCCUAAAUGCUUUCUUGUUAGGUGCUAAACAAUGCCUCCUGUGGUGCUCUACCUGUGCUCAACAGAUACUCAUCAAAGUCAG